AUGAGAACACAACAGCAGCAGCAACAAAUACACAGAAAUUUAAAUAAUGUUGACGCGGAGACAGCAGCAGCAGCAGCAAAAGCAGCAGCAGAAGCAGCAACAGCAGCAGCAGCAGCAGCAGCAGUAGCAGAAGCAGCAGCAGCAGAAAGCAGUAGCAGCAGCAGCAGCAGUAGCAGCAGCAGCAGUAGUAGCAGCAGCAGUUACAUGCAGCAUCAGCUGUAUACGCAGCUAUCACUGCAGCAGCAGCAGCGGCUGCAAAAAGCAGCAGCAGCAGCAGCAGCAGCAGCAGCAGCACCUAGUGAGCAUCAGCUGCAGCAACAGCAAGAGCAGGAACAGCAACAACAUCAAGAGAAACAGCAGCAACAGCAGCAACAGCAGCAGCAACGGCAGCAGCAGCAGCAACAGCAAGAGCAGCAGCAACAGCAACAGCAGCAGCAGCAGCAGCAGCAGCAGCAGCUGCAGCAGCAAACCUCAAUUUGUGCGCGUAGCAGCAACGGCAGCAGCAGCAGCAACAGCAAGAGCAGCAGCAACAGCAACAAGCAGCAGCAACGGCAGCAGCAGCAGCAACAGCAAGAGCAGCAGCAACAGCAACAGCAGCAGCAGCAGAAGCAGAAGGUGCUGCAGCACUUGCUGCUGCAGGAGGAGUUGUUGCAUCUCCGCCUGCAGCAGCAGCAGCUGCUGCUGCUGUUGCUGCUGCUGCUGCUGCUGUUCUGCUUCCUGUCGGGAUUCCAGUUGCUGCAACAGCAGCAAGUGCUGCAGCAGCAGAAACCUCAGCAGCAGCUGCUGCAGCAGGAGGCGGUCCAGCAGCAGCAGCAGCAGCAGCAGCAGUUGCUGCAGCAGGGUCUAUAA
Molecule: messenger RNA, 849 nt
Organism: Eimeria mitis
Lineage: Eukaryota; Apicomplexa; Conoidasida; Eucoccidiorida; Eimeriidae
Exons: 4
Coding region: 1-849 (282 amino acids)
Source: RefSeq, a predicted model, not a curated record